AUGGCCGAAGCGCCCCAGGUGGUGGAGAUCGACCCGGACUUCGAGCCGCUGCCCCGGCCGCGCUCGUGCACCUGGCCGCUGCCCAGGCCGGAGUUUAGCCAGUCCAACUCGGCCACCUCCAGCCCGGCGCCGUCGGGCGGCGCGGCUCCGCCGCCCGGGCCGCUGUCUCAGCACCCGCCGGUGCCCCCAGCCGCCGCCGGGCCGCUCGCAGGGCAGCCGCGAAAGAGCAGCUCGUCCCGCCGCAACGCGUGGGGCAACCUGUCCUACGCCGACCUCAUCACCAAGGCCAUCGAGAGCUCAGCCGAGAAGCGGCUCACGCUGUCGCAGAUCUACGAGUGGAUGGUCAAGAGCGUGCCCUACUUCAAAGAUAAGGGUGACAGCAACAGCUCAGCGGGCUGGAAGAAGAACUUCUAACAAAACUCUUUUAUUUUGAAGUAAAGUGUUCAACCAGGGGGAAAUGAUGGAUUAUUUUGCAUUGAAAUCGCCGACCAAGGAAGCAAGUCCAGCUUCUUAGAACUGAUCUUGGAUAUCACACUUGAUUUUUUUUUUUUCUUUCCUUUUCUGUUCUUCUUUUCUGCCUUCCUAAGAGCAAAGGAUCUACCUGCUUUCAUCUUAAGCUGUUCCAGGAAUUGAGUGUAAAUCAAACGUUACAGUACAGUAGUAUUUUAAAAUCAGAAGAUUAGAAACCCUGAAUUAAUUGGAAGUGUUUUGUUUGGUUUUGUUUUGGUGGGGAGAAUAAAAUGAUCUCAGGAGGAAUGACUGGGAGAAGGUGCUAUGAAAAAGUUGGGAAAGUUAACAACCUAAGGCAUGAUCUUUCCUCUCAGCAAGUGUUCUUUAGCUGUCCCUCCAGAAAAGUGAUCAGAGAAAGCAUGACGCUGUGUCACCUAAGUUUUAUAAAAUGUUUGAACUAUCUGCUAUUGUUUCUUUGUUUGCUAGUAAUGUUGUGACUUUUCAACCUGAUUGUAAACUGGGUGGCACUAAUUUACUUUGGGACAGAAAGGAAAGGAGGUAGGAGGCAGGUAGAGGCCAGGGCUGUGUCAUGGAAGAACAAAAGUCCGUGGGAUUGGCCAAGGGUGGUUGGGUUUAUGCCCACCAGCAUAUGCUUUUACAAUCAAAUUCUGAUGGGAUAAUCAACCAUUAAAUAUUAAGUUCCCAAGAUUUAGACCUUCCUUUGUGUGUGUGUGUGUGUAUGUGUGAUACCUUCCAUGAGGGUGGGAGGGAGUGUUGUGUUGUGUGGGGGACAGUUGGGGAGCCAGAUGCCAUCUCAGCUUAUCCUCCCAUCACUGUGGUCCAGCUGUAAUGGGCCAUUUUUGGCCCUGGAUUUCAUAUGCACCCACCAGAGCACUGACUUAAAACUAGUGAAUAAUUUGUUGUAGCUUUAUCCAUGUUUAUGUCAAACAGUCCAUGGUUACAUUGUAGGGCAUUAUUUCCUUUAAUUUCCCUUUAGCAGUUCAAAACAACCUGAAAGAUGUUAUGGUUGAGCCCAGACAAUGACCUCAAGAAACAAAAAUAAACCUUUCAAAAAGUGAGAACUGAAUCUGUAUGCCAAAUGUUGUGAACGAUGGAUGAAGGUAUAAAAACACACUGGACUUAACGAAGGGAGAGUUUUAAAAAAUUUGUUUUGAAAACAAAUGGUCCCUGCCCCCGGAUCCUGCCCUCCUGUGACUAGGAAAAAAGUCAGAGAUUAUGCCCUGAGUUCUAGAACAGCCAAGUAGCAUUCAAGUCAUGAGACAAAAGCCAAACAGCUGCUUCAGUGUAAAACCCCAUCAUUUUCUGAUAGAUCGGGUCCUAAAGAUGGCACUUGGGAGGCUGGCUCUGCACACUGGGCUCUCCACACGAGCUGUGGCUGCGUCCCCUUAGUGGAUGGAACUGUGGACACCUCUCGGGGUGGGGAAGAGCAGUGCCAAAACAGCACCUCCCUGAGAGGCUUCUGCUUAUCAACAAAAGUUAAUACGCACAUUAAAAUACGGACACCCACGCAUAUUUACAUUUUUGGACAAUCAAAGAAGCCUCUGCUUUCCAAGCAGGACACAAACUCUUCUUCUCUCCCACCAUCUUGUAGGGAGAUCGGUUGGCACUUUCCUCCAGGUUCCACGUCGUACUUUAUUCUGAUCUUUGGUCUGCUCUUCUGUGUAGUACAUGUCGGAUGCAAUAUAAGCUCCUAGCUCCUAGAUUUUUUUUUUAAAGUGUCUUCCCACCAUAUCUCCCCUUUUCUGUGUUUGAGCUCAGACACUGCCACAUUUACUUCAACUUCUCUAGACAUGUUCUAUUAGUGCUUUAAAAUAUUUUUUUCUCACAAAUAUUUAGCUGAUACUUAUUGGGCACUUUGUACAUACUGAACAUUCAGUACAGUGACUCAAUAAGAUAAAUACUGUUAGAUGUACGUCACUGGCAUAGUAGUCCUCAUGCAGUAUAUAGUGGCAGCUGGGUUGAGUCCAGGUCUCUCUGGUUUUAGAACACAUGUUCUUAGCCACCACACAGUACCCUGUCAACUUUGAUUCAUGUUCUGCCCUCACAUUAAGAAUCCCUUUCCCUUUUUAUUCAGCAAUCCAGAUCUUCCUUUGUUGUGUUGUUGGCCGUGUAUACAUAUACAUAUACAUAUACAUAUACAUAUACAUAUACAUAUACAUAUACAUGAAAAACUAUUGGAAACAGGAAAGAACCUCAUGCUACUUUGUUGUCUCCAUAGUACCUGGUAUGCAAUAGGGGCUCAGUAGAUACUUGUUGAAUGAAAAUUACAUUGAUUGCUUUUACUUUGGCCAAGUUUCAAGACCCUAGGGCGCCUGGGUGGCUCAGUCGGUUAAACGGCUGCCUUUGGCUCAGGUCAUGAUCCCGGGGUCCU
Molecule: messenger RNA, 2842 nt
Organism: Leptonychotes weddellii (Weddell seal)
Lineage: Eukaryota; Metazoa; Chordata; Mammalia; Carnivora; Phocidae
Source: RefSeq, a predicted model, not a curated record